Gryllus bimaculatus (two-spotted cricket) is the source of this 1638-nucleotide messenger RNA. Lineage: Eukaryota; Metazoa; Arthropoda; Insecta; Orthoptera; Gryllidae. The record is from the annotation of a GenBank genome assembly.
AAUACUCCUAAGAAGAGAAAAAAUACGCCAAAACCUGCGAGACCGACCCCAAUUUCUGAAAAGCAUAAUUAUACAUUAUAAGUAGCGCGCCAUAACUGUGCCUGUUUGAAUCGUUCCUUGGCGCAAAAAGUGUAUUUUAUUAAUGUAUUAUUGUUUAAGCAGACCAUAUUUUUUAUCACACUUCUUGAUGAACCCAAUGUUUCUGGUAGUGUGUCUACAAGGAGAAUUUCGCUACAACAGGAUUAGAAAAAUCAUGGAACGGAAAGGCUUUCAGAAGAAAGAUUGAAUAACGCAUAGCGUGUCGGAGAAGAAUCACACAGAAUUUCUUUGACGGGUGUGUUAUGGCCAGGGUCUCUGAGGCGAAGGCUGGGCGACGAAGGAGAAGAGAGGUUAAAGGUCUUUCGCUAAUCUUUUCCAGUUGUGGAGCCCGGUUUUCAUAGUCAUCUCUCACGUUUGUGAUCUUAAAAGAGAUUUGUUUAUUUAACUUUUAAUCAUGGCACGUGUUCUUGUUGGAGUUAAGCGAGUAAUUGAUUAUGCAGUAAAGAUACGUGUAAAGCCUGACAAGACAGGUGUUGUGACUGAUGGGGUUAAACAUUCGAUGAACCCUUUUGAUGAAAUUGCUGUUGAAGAAGCUGUAAGAAUGAAAGAAAAGAAAAUUGCUAGUGAAAUUAUUGCAGUGUCGUGUGGACCGCAGCAAGCUCAGGAGACUCUUCGUACUGCCCUGGCUAUGGGGGUGGAUAGAGGUAUCCAUGUUGAAGUGUCGGGAAAGGAUUAUGAAACACUACAACCAAUUCAUGUUUCUAAGAUUCUGGCUAAACUAGCCCAAGAUGAAAAAGCUGAUCUUGUUAUAGUUGGUAAACAGGCUAUUGAUGAUGACUCUAAUCAAACUGCUCAGAUGACAGCAGCUGUUUUGGAUUGGCCUCAAGGUACUUUUGCUUCAAAGAUUGAGAAAGGAGACGGAAAUUUGACAAUUGUAAGAGAAAUUGACGGAGGAUUGGAAACAGUGAAAGUAAAGCUUCCUGCUGUUGUCAGUGCUGAUCUCAGAUUGAAUGAGCCUCGGUAUGCUACGCUGCCAAAUAUAAUGAAAGCCAAGAAAAAGCCUAUUAAAAAAGUUACUCCCAAGGACUUGGGAGUAGAUACAGCUGCUCGCAUUGAAGUUGUCAGUGUUGAAGAUCCUCCAGUACGGCAGGCUGGUUCAGUUUUAGCUGAUGUGGAUGAGCUUAUUGGAAAACUGAAGGAAGGAGGACAUGUGUGAAAGGAUAAUAAAAACAUGCUCCUGAUGGGCCAGAAUUCCUGAAACACAUUGCUAGAUCACCUGAAUUACUAAGCUUCUAGAUUACAAAUUUUAUACUUCCCAGAAAAUGAUUUCUUAAUCAAAGCAAGCUUUGUUAUACUUUGUACAGAUUUGAGAAUUAUAUUUUCUUUACGUUAAAAGCAUUUUUCUUUCUGAGAGAUCCAUUUAACUUUUACACAUUUUAAUGUAUUCUAAUUGUGUACUAAUUAUGUUUCAUUUAUUUGUGUUGAAUCAAUACUAUAGUGCAAGAAAAACUCAGAGAUGGAUUUGAUGUGUAGGGGUGCAGAAGUGAUUAACAGGAAAAAUUACAAAGAGUUCACACAGAUCUGUGAAAACUCUCAAUG